AUGAACAGCGGCCCGCGGCCAGUGCUGUCUUUAUUGCAGGAAUUUGUUGCGCACAUACCACCGCAGGCGAAAAAUGCCAAAGCAGAUACGAUUGAUGAUCCUUUGUCUAUGCCAUCAUUCGUUUCGCACAACUCCGUCAGUGACACUGUUAAACUAGACGAUUUACAAAUUACGUUACAGACAGACAGCCAGGACGAGAUCGAAGCAGUCGCUUCAGAGCAGUCGAAAUCAGUUGGUGUUCUACGAAGCGUUGAUAAAGUAGUUGCGACUAAUAAAGGCGAAGCUCCUGAUAUUUCACCUGUCCAGGAUGUGUUUGUCGGUGCGGAAGAGACUUUUGUAGGUGCGACUUCUGAUCUUGAUGUUUCCACCACUUCACCGAACGAUAUGAUUGCCGAAGUUGAUGCUACUACUGCUGGGCAGGCCAUUAACGUCAGCCAGAUAGCGCCAGAAUCAACUACAGCAGGAAGCAAUGAGGUUGCCGUUAAAACUGAAGACGAAGAGACACCGGGUGAGCAGCGUGACCAUGACUACGUAGCCGAUAAUUUUCAUGCUGAAGGAAUUGGUUCCGAAACUGACGCCGAUGAUUCAGGGACAGAAUCCUGCAAGUCGCCUGAUUCGCAUGCUUGUUCUCGUCCUGUUCAUAAUGGUACUGUUGCUGAAGCACAAAAGUCAGCAAGAACGAACUCUGAGCCAGAAUGGGAGGCAGGGUUUGACCCCCAACUGGAAAAGCAGUUAAAAUCCUUGCGCUCGUUCCACCUUAAUCUCGAUUCCAACAUUUCUCAAAAACCUACUUUGCCUAUCGUGAUUCUGGAAAGAGUAGACGAUUCCGCGAUUUCUGGUGGUGAUGUCUCUGCAGUGAAACCGCAGAGAAACAAAAGCGCGGACGAUUAUGACGAAGACUGUACUACAGGUUGUGAAUGUUUUGACGAAGUGACUGAGCGAGAAAAGACACUAGGUAUAAUUGGAAGUCCUGACGAAAAUAUACCUGACCUGGAAUCGGAAACUGCUCCAAAAAGUGACGAUCCUAAAGGCAAGUAA
Molecule: messenger RNA, 1038 nt
Organism: Soboliphyme baturini
Lineage: Eukaryota; Metazoa; Nematoda; Enoplea; Dioctophymatida; Soboliphymatidae
Source: the annotation of a GenBank genome assembly